AUGGCUAAUGACCUUAUAUCUAUGAAGGGAAACAAGGAAGUGGAAGAGGUUGGCAAUGAGAUAUGUAAGGAAUUAUAUUGGCGAUCAUUCUUUGAAGGUGUUCAGAGUAACAAUGAGCGAUUUGACAACAUUUGUGGAUUCAAGAUGCAUGAUCUAGUGCAUGAUCUAGCUCGGUGUAUGAUGGAAGACGAAGCACGUGUUGUAGAAAUUGAAUGCCCUGUUAAUUUGUCCAGAGCUCGUCAUGUGACAUUUAAUUACUCUAACCAGGCAUUUGACAUGCUUUUUGCUUUUCAGAAAGCAGAAUGCUUGCGUACUUUAAUGUUGUCAAGGCAUGGUCCCUUUAGAAUUGAAGCGUGCAAGUUUCCUUGUCACUUGUAUUUUCCUUCUUUACGAGCUUUUGAUGCAAAAAGUUCUAUGUUGACAUCCGUAUCUUUUGUAAUCAAUACUUCCAAACAUCUUCGGUAUUUGAAUCUUUCAGGUACUUAUAUUAGAAUUCUUCCAGAGUCAAUUUGUUUUUUACGAAGUUUACAGACUUUGGAUGUAAGGUUUUGUCGUAAUCUUCAAAAGCUACCCAAGCAUAUGAGUCGCUUAAGGAGUCUUCGUCAUCUUCAUAUUUUAGGUUGUUCUUCGUUGCGUCACAUGCCUCCUAGCAUUGGGAAACUAACUUGCUUAAGAACUUUAAGCAUUUUUAUUAUGGGUAGGAGAAGAGGAUAUGAUGUAGAUGAAUUGGGAAGUUUAAACCUUCAUGGUAAUUUAGGGAUCAAAAACCUUGAGGAAGUGAAAAGUCCAGUGGAAGCCAAAAAAGCCAAUCUAGAUGGAAAAAUGACUCUUAAAAGGUUGGAAUUGUCAUGGGACAGAAAUGAAAAGUCUCAAGUGAUCAUAGAGCAUUAUGUAGAUAAUGAAUCUUAUGGUGGAGAGCUAGAGGGAGGUUUCUUGCACUUACAAAGUCUAUUUAUUACUGACUUACCAAAUUUAGAAAGGUUGUCCAAGGAGGAAAGAAGGAUGGACUUUUCAUGCCUAUCUUAUUUGCACAUUGAGAAAUGCCCUAAAUUGACAUUACAUUGUCUUCGGUCAAUCAAAGAAUUGAUAAUAAGGGGAUGCAGUGAGGCACUGUUAAAAACAGUUUCAAAUCUGCAUACUCUAACAUCACUUGAAAUAUGUGACAAUGAGAAUUUGGCAUCCUUUCCUGAUGGGAUCCUACAAAAUCUUACCACUUUCCAAUCACUUAAAAUUGAAAGAUUCAACAAGCUUCAACUUUUGCAAUCUGAUAUGCUAAUUGGGCUAAGUUCUUUGGAAGGUUUAUCUAUUACUUCUUGCCAUAUGCUCGAGUGCUUUCCAGUGGAAAUAUUUCGAGGCUCAUAUAGUGUUAAAAGUAUAUAUAUUGAAGAUUGUAUCAAGUUCAAAAGUUUAUCCGCUAGUUUUGGAGACCUUACUGCCCUUGUGUCUUUGCAACUUAUUGGUUGUCCAGAGUUGGAGGCUUUCCCAAAUGAUCUUAACAAUCUUUCUCGCCUCGAAAAUCUGAUGCUAUCAGGGUACACCUAUCAAGGUGACGGUUCAUAA
Ziziphus jujuba (common jujube) is the source of this 1560-nucleotide messenger RNA. Its product is annotated as putative disease resistance protein RGA1. The record is from RefSeq and is a predicted model, not a curated record. The transcript is spliced from 2 exons. The coding region runs from base 1 to 1560 and encodes 519 amino acids. NCBI's taxonomy places the organism in Eukaryota, Viridiplantae, Streptophyta, Magnoliopsida, Rosales, Rhamnaceae.